CAAAGACGUUUCCCCGUCCCUGCGACCGUCUCCACGAUCUGUUUGGCUCCCUCCCCUACUGCCUCCGCGGGGGUCUUGGCCCUUUCUCUUUUCCCUCCGGGUGGGUUGACACAAAUAUGUCGCCUAUCUCAUUUGACGUCUUUCAUCGAUGAGAUUUGUGUUUGUGCAUGUGGGUGGAUUCCAAUGGUUGACACGGUUGACACAAAUGUGUCACUGUGUCUGUUUGACAUCCUUCGUUGGCGGAUUGGUGAGAGUUCGUGACUGUGGCGUGAUGUCUUUUGUCGGGGAGCACUGCUUUUGUUCGCUCGCUCGAUGCUUGCUUGAUUUUUGCUCGCUUGUUCGUUUUUGGGUUUGGGUUUGGAGACAUUGUACUCCUCCCAUUUUCCCUUUCUCUCUCCAGAUCGUGUCUCUCUCUCUCCACACCACCCCCCUGACUAAACCCAGACAUUUUGCCGCCAGGGUUAACGACGAUGCCACUGAUCAUGGCCUUUGUCUUGCUGCUUGUCUCACAGGGUCCUUUGUCGGCAUCCUCAUCCUCACUUUCUUCUUCAUUAGGAGGAGGCAACUUGUUCAACGGCAGCGACGCGCAUCCACCAACACACUCAAACUCAUCAUGGAUUCUUUUCCACUGCCUCCAAACGUGCUGCCGCCAGAGCAGCAGCAGCGAUAUGUCUUCCCUUGCCCUCGUCAAGAUGGCCCUAAUAAAAAUUGGCUUGAUGAGAACAGCAAUUUUCAAACGGAGGAAAUUGACCUGUCUCUUACACACAAGGUCCCCUGGUUUGCAGAACUUUGCCAGCGUUUCGGACUCGCACAUACAGGCAACAAAACGAUGCUUCAUGAGCGGCUUGUGAAGUUCAGCCAAGCUGGGAUGGAAAAGUGGAAGGCAAAUAUUCUCACUCCGAUGCGUAUUCCUCACAAGGGAGUGAGAGUGGUGAGGGAUGGUGCUAUUACAAAGAGGAAGCUGACACGUCGAGCAACCCGCAUUCAUGAGGUGAGCAUACCGGUGAGCAACCCUCAAAGGGUACUCCUCCCUAUGUCAAGAUUCAAGGAUACUCGUAGCCAGGCCAAGAUAGACAGCUUCAUACCUUGGGCUGAAGUUCUUAUGGUCAAGAUAGCGAAAGAAGAAGAACAUGCACAGAAUCUCUGCAAUACCCAUCUUCCAGAACCUGGGGUCAACAGUGUCCACAAUCAUAGCACGCAAAAGCCUGGUAUGAAUCCUUUUGCAAGCCCUGACUUUGUCCAUUCAACUGAAGUCUUCUCUGGUAUUGUGGACCGACCAGACUCACCGAUCCUACCACCCUUUGAGCCCAUGCAGAUGACUUCACCAUCCAUGCUGCUCUCUCCACCUGCUCUGCCAACAUCUGAACUCGAUGGGAAUGCUCCAGUAUCAUCUGAUGAUACUGCCAUCAACCCAAUUCAGUGCUCGUUGGUCUUUGCUGAUGGCCAGACCAUAACUGUUCAUCAGGGUGAUGUUCCGCUGACUAAACCAUUCUGCUAUGCAUCAAAUCUUGAAAGUCUCAUUCGGUGCUGGGAUGAUCGUAAUCCAGACUGGGCCCCAUCCGUUGAUUAUCCAAUCAUCCAUGGUCGCCUGGUUCCAAUAAAGUACUGGAAAGACAUCUACAAACUCAAUAAAAAAACAGGGAACGAAUGGGAAAAACUCAAGAGCAAUUGGCUAGAUUGGAAACAUUUUAUUGAAGCAUAUCAGGCAUUUGAGACACCUGAAGCCUUCUGGGCCGAGUUUUCCGACUCUCAAGGACAGAGGCUGAAAUUCUCUCGAAUCAAAAAAAUUCUUUUAGAGCGAUGAACAGCCGCAAAUCUCGAAUUAGCAAAACAAGUGACAGCUGAGUAUGGUGAUGACUUCAUCAAUCACUUUGGUUAUAAAAGGGGUAGGAAAUUGGUUGCCAUGAAGGAUGGUCCAACAAUUGCCUGACUAUAGGAAGAAGAUGGGAAUUAGUUGCAAUGAGGAUGUUUAGUUCACAGUUCAUGUCGUAGUUUUGGAAUGCUACAAUGUUUUUCUUAUUUACUUUGUG
This is a messenger RNA of Desarmillaria tabescens, 2030 nucleotides long. RefSeq lists its product as uncharacterized. The transcript has 8 exons. The record is from RefSeq and is a predicted model, not a curated record. Bases 149 to 1804 code for a protein of 551 amino acids. NCBI's taxonomy places the organism in Eukaryota, Fungi, Basidiomycota, Agaricomycetes, Agaricales, Physalacriaceae.